AUGGCCACUUUAUUCGUACCAUCGCCACACGCGUUGAAUGCAAUGACUACCAGAAGAGCGCCCCUAGCAAACGUCCCCAAUGCUACAAACUCCCCUCACCGAGCCGUCUCCACGGCCACGGCCGCUACCAUGAAGCGUACUCGCCCAUCGGGUCUGCCAUGGGACUCUACCGCUGCUCCUCCACCGUUGAAGAAACAGUUGCUUGACACUUCUGAAAAUGUCGACGCGCGAUUCUCUCAGCGGUCUUUGAACCAACCACAGCCCCAGGCGGGAGAGUCGAAGAUAUUCACUCGACGGACUAAUAACCAACCCACGGCGUUUGAGAAGAAGCUGGCUGCAGCGAGGGAUAAGCCGAAACAGCAGCAGGGCGUGGUUAAAGUGAACAGGAACCUCAAAUACUGUCCGGAAUCGAUAGAGAGCGUUCGCCAAUGGCAGAAGCACUAUCGAAAAGUCUUCCCGUCCUAUGUCUUUUACUUUGAGAGCAUUCCUGAAGAUAUUAGGAAGAAGUAUGUCAGGCAGAUUAUAUCUCUCGGCGCUACUGAAGAAAAGUUCUUUUCUCGAGUAGUUACCCAUGUUGUUACCUCUCGGUCUAUUCCCCCCGAAGUCGAAACUGAAAGGCAUACUGAGACUACCCAGGUUGUUUCUGUCGAAAAUAAUGUAUCAGGCUCGGUCCAGACAGUGAACCCAUCGAUGUUGGAGAGGGGUGUGGAUGGCCAACUGGGCAAGACGCGAUCGAGGACAGGGCUUGGGAUGAUCGAACCGGACAAUAAAAGAGGCGUGGGCGGUGGCAGUGGGGAUCUCCUUUACCGCGCCCGUCAGAUGAACAUGAAGAUAUGGCCCCUGGACAAGCUUCAGCGUAUCAUCUUCACCAUGAAUGACAAGGAGCUAGCCCAUAUUCUCCAGCCCAUGCGCAAUGGCAGUGCAGCGGCGAAGAACAAGACCGAGGAUGAUCUCUCCCUGGCUCUUCAGCAUGAGAAACUCCACGCCCCUGCCGAGUCUGAUUCCUUAACGCUAAACAAAGGUCUUGUUCCUUUCAAGGGUCCUUACCUGUAUAUCUGGGACUACGAUCGGGAAACACGCCCUGUGGUUGUUCGAGAGUAUCCCAAGGUCAGCAGGAAACAAGACGGCGCAUGGCCACAGUUCCGCGGUGUAGAGAUAGGGAAAUGUCCCUUCGUCGAGACCCCGGGCAGCAGAAAAGCAGACAAGGAUAAGGACAAGCAAAAGCAACAACAGGCAAAAACUAAUAAUACCCAAACCACCUUAGUAACAAAAUCAAUGGCGCCUCCUGCCAGAGGGCCAAGCAAAUUAAUCAACCAACAACAACAACAACAACCUACUACUACCGCCACCAACCAAGACGAUACCGAGUCCGCACUUGAAGACUCCGCAGGCAGGCCGUUUGAGCCCAUGGAGACUGCUGCUGCCACUACCACUACCACCAAUAUAGGGCCAAGGCCAGUCUCUAAGGGCUCCAUCUCAGUUUCUUCAUUACCCUUCAAAUUUGGAGGUGAAAUUGCUGCUUCCGGAAUCCAGCCAUCAAAUAUCACAUCCGCCAUCCGCUCCCAGAUGAUAUCUUCAACAGCAGCCGCGCAGGGCGCGAAAGCUGGCACCAGCAAGGAAGUACACGAGCUCAAACGCAAGGUCCUAGAGAAAAGCAGCGGAAUUAUCUCUACCACGAUCUCCUCAUGUCACAGAGCUGAUGCAGCAGCCGUUCCCCAGUCUCAGCCUGUUAGGAUGCCAAUUGCCCGCGCAGCUAAACUUAAAGCUCAGGCGAAUGACGACGGCACCGUGCAGCUCACAGAACGGAACAGACGAGCCAGUGAAGCCGCUCCCAAGAAACAGAGUGGGCUACGAAAACAGCAGGCCAGCAACAAGAAGCGUGACUCUAAGCCAGGCUACUGUGAGAACUGCAGAGAGAAAUUUGAGGAUUACGAAGAUCACAUUGAUACUAGGAAACACCGCAAGUUUGCUUCGAAUGUCGUAAACUUCUUUGAAAUAGAUGCAUUCAUUGUUGGCCUGAAUAGUGAAGGCUUUCGUCGGUAUCAAUAG
Molecule: messenger RNA, 2049 nt
Organism: Nannizzia gypsea CBS 118893
Lineage: Eukaryota; Fungi; Ascomycota; Eurotiomycetes; Onygenales; Arthrodermataceae
Product: DBF zinc finger domain-containing protein
Exons: 3
Coding region: 1-2049 (682 amino acids)
Biological process (GO): positive regulation of nuclear cell cycle DNA replication; regulation of cell cycle phase transition
Cellular component (GO): Dbf4-dependent protein kinase complex; nucleus
Molecular function (GO): protein serine/threonine kinase activator activity; zinc ion binding; nucleic acid binding
Source: RefSeq, a predicted model, not a curated record